Molecule: messenger RNA, 4847 nt
Organism: Sciurus carolinensis (gray squirrel)
Lineage: Eukaryota; Metazoa; Chordata; Mammalia; Rodentia; Sciuridae
Gene: Myo1b
Product: myosin IB
Exons: 31
Coding region: 239-3649 (1136 amino acids)
Biological process (GO): vesicle transport along actin filament; actin filament organization
Cellular component (GO): myosin complex; cytoplasm; vesicle
Molecular function (GO): microfilament motor activity; ATP binding; actin filament binding
Source: RefSeq, a predicted model, not a curated record
CUCCGCCGCAGCCCAGCACUCUGCAGCCAAGCGCACACGGGAGCGCGGCGCGAAGGCGGUGCGGGAGCGUGGGCGCGCAGACGACCGGCAGCCGCGCGCAGGACAUCCUCGGUGGAGCAGCGGCGGCUGGAGCCCCGCAACCUUGGGCUGGGCCCGCGUCCCAGAGCGCCUCCGGGGAGCUAGGACUACAGGAGGCGGAGUGGCGCCUGGCGAGCUAGCGCCCGGCGAGUGGAAGACCAUGGCCAAAAUGGAGGUGAAAACGUCACUUCUGGACAAUAUGAUUGGAGUUGGAGAUAUGGUUCUUUUAGAACCUCUCAAUGAGGAGACCUUCAUCAACAACCUCAAGAAGCGUUUUGACCAUAAUGAAAUCUAUACAUAUAUUGGAAGUGUGGUUAUAUCUGUUAACCCCUACCGGUCCUUGCCCAUCUAUUCUCCAGAGAAAGUGGAAGAUUACAGAAAUAGAAAUUUUUAUGAACUAAGUCCACACAUCUUCGCCCUGUCAGAUGAAGCAUACAGAUCCCUCCGAGAUCAAGAUAAAGAUCAAUGUAUUCUCAUUACAGGGGAAAGUGGAGCAGGAAAAACAGAGGCCAGCAAGCUUGUCAUGUCCUAUGUGGCAGCUGUUUGUGGAAAAGGAGCAGAAGUUAAUCAAGUCAAAGAGCAACUUUUACAAUCCAACCCAGUCCUGGAAGCUUUUGGAAAUGCCAAAACUGUAAGGAAUGACAACUCCUCUAGAUUUGGCAAAUAUAUGGAUAUUGAAUUUGACUUUAAAGGUGAUCCACUGGGAGGAGUGAUAAGUAACUAUCUUUUAGAGAAAUCUCGGGUCGUUAAGCAGCCAAGAGGUGAAAGAAACUUCCAUGUGUUCUAUCAGCUGCUCUCUGGUGCCUCUGAAGAGCUCCUUCAUAAGCUUAAGCUUGAGCGGGAUUUCAGCAGAUACAACUACCUGAGUCUGGACUCAGCCAAAGUUAAUGGAGUGGACGAUGCAGCCAAUUUCAGAACUGUCAGGAAUGCCAUGCAGAUUGUGGGCUUUAUGGAUCAUGAAGCCGAAUCUGUCUUGGAGGUGGUGGCAGCAGUGUUGAAACUGGGGAACAUUGAGUUCAAGCCUGAAUCUCGAGUGAACGGUUUAGAUGAGAGCAAAAUUAAAGAUAAAAAUGAGUUAAAAGAAAUUUGCGAGUUGACUGGCAUUGAUCAGUCUGUUCUAGAACGAGCAUUCAGUUUCCGAACAGUUGAAGCCAAACAGGAGAAAGUUUCAACUACACUGAAUGUGGCUCAGGCUUAUUAUGCCCGUGAUGCGCUGGCUAAAAACCUCUACAGCCGGUUAUUUUCAUGGUUGGUAAAUAGAAUCAACGAAAGCAUUAAGGCACAAACAAAAGUGAGAAAGAAGGUCAUGGGGGUUUUGGACAUUUAUGGCUUUGAAAUUUUUGAGGACAACAGUUUUGAGCAGUUCAUUAUUAAUUAUUGUAAUGAAAAGCUACAGCAAAUCUUCAUUGAGCUUACUCUUAAAGAAGAGCAGGAGGAGUACAUACGGGAGGACAUAGAAUGGACUCACAUUGACUACUUCAAUAAUGCUAUCAUUUGUGACCUAAUAGAAAAUAACACAAAUGGAAUCCUGGCCAUGCUAGAUGAAGAGUGCCUGAGGCCCGGCACAGUCACUGAUGAGACCUUCUUAGAAAAGCUGAACCAAGUAUGUGCCACCCACCAGCACUUUGAGAGCAGGAUGAGCAAGUGCUCCCGGUUCCUCAAUGACACGUCUCUGCCGCACAGCUGCUUCAGAAUCCAGCAUUACGCUGGCAAGGUGCUGUACCAGGUGGAGGGAUUUGUUGACAAAAACAAUGACCUUCUCUAUCGAGACCUGUCCCAAGCCAUGUGGAAGGCCGGCCAUGCCCUCAUCAAGUCUUUGUUCCCUGAAGGAAACCCUGCCAAAAUCAACCUGAAAAGGCCCCCAACAGCAGGGUCACAAUUCAAGGCAUCUGUGGCCACGCUGAUGAAAAACCUACAGACCAAGAACCCAAACUAUAUCAGGUGUAUCAAGCCGAAUGAUAAAAAAGCAGCACACAUCUUCAAUGAGAGUCUAGUAUGUCAUCAGAUCAGAUACCUGGGUCUUUUGGAGAAUGUCCGAGUGAGGCGGGCAGGCUAUGCCUUCAGGCAGGCCUAUGAACCUUGCCUAGAGAGAUACAAAAUGCUUUGUAAGCAAACAUGGCCUCACUGGAAAGGACCAGCAAGGUCUGGUGUGGAGGUUCUGUUUAAUGAAUUAGAGAUUCCUAUAGAAGAGUAUUCCUUCGGUAGAUCAAAGAUAUUCAUCCGAAACCCAAGAACAUUAUUCAAAUUAGAAGAUCUGAGGAAGCAGCGGCUGGAAGACUUGGCCACUCUCAUUCAGAAGAUUUAUCGGGGCUGGAAAUGCCGCACACACUUCCUGCUAAUGAAGAAAAGUCAAAUUGUGAUUGCUGCGUGGUACAGGAGAUAUGCACAACAAAAGAGGUAUCAGCAGAUAAAGAGUUCUGCCCUGGUAAUUCAGUCAUAUAUCCGGGGUUGGAAGGCUCGAAAAAUCCUACGGGAACUGAAACAUCAAAAACGCUGUAAGGAGGCAGCCACAACCAUUGCCGCCUACUGGCAUGGGACCCAGGCGCGAAGGGAACUGAGACGGCUGAAGGAGGAGGCUAGGAAUAAACAUGCUAUUGCAGUUAUUUGGGCUUACUGGCUUGGAUCUAAGGCUCGAAGGGAAUUGAAACGCUUGAAGGAGGAGGCUAGGCGUAAGCAUGCGGUUGCUGUCAUUUGGGCUUACUGGCUUGGACUGAAGGUACGUAGGGAGUACAGGAAGUUCUUCAGAGCUAAUGCUGGAAAGAAAAUCUAUGAGUUUACGCUUCAGAGAAUUGUGCAAAAAUACUUCUUGGAAAUGAAAAAUAAGAUGCCUUCCUUAUCGCCAAUAGACAAGAAUUGGCCAUCCAGACCUUACUUAUUCUUGGAUUCUACUCACAAGGAACUAAAAAGAAUUUUCCACUUGUGGAGGUGUAAAAAAUACAGGGACCAGUUCACAGACCAGCAGAAACUUAUUUAUGAAGAGAAACUAGAAGCCAGUGAGCUCUUCAAGGAUAAGAAGGCUUUAUACCCAUCUAGCGUUGGUCAGCCAUUCCAAGGAGCUUACCUGGAAAUCAACAAGAAUCCCAAGUACAAGAAACUCAAAGAUGCCAUUGAAGAAAAGAUCAUCAUUGCUGAAGUUGUGAACAAAAUUAACCGUGCUAAUGGGAAGAGUACAUCCCGAAUUUUCCUCUUAACAAAUAAUAAUCUCCUUCUCGCUGAUCAAAAGUCUGGACAAAUCAAGUCAGAGGUUCCCCUGGUGGAUGUGACCAAGGUGUCAAUGAGCUCUCAAAAUGACGGCUUCUUCGCUGUCCACCUCAAGGAGGGCUCAGAAGCAGCUAGUAAAGGAGACUUUCUCUUCAGCAGUGACCACCUGAUUGAAAUGGCCACCAAGCUGUAUCGCACGACUCUCAGCCAAACCAAACAGAAACUCAAUAUUGAAAUUUCUGAUGAGUUCCUGGUACAGUUCAGGCAGGACAAAGUAUGUGUGAAGUUCAUUCAGGGCAGCCAGAAAAAUGGGAGUGUCCCAACGUGCAAACGAAAAAACAACCGUCUCCUUGAAGUUGCUGUCCCCUAACUGGUUUCUCCUUUCUGCUUUCAUGGACUCCUUGUAAUAGUGCAAUUUUGUUUUGUUUUAUUUUGUUUUAUUUGGGGUUCAUUGUAUGUUUGGAAACUGCCAAAGGUUAACUGUUAGAGUCCCUUGGCAAAAUAAAAAUAUCUGACUAAUCAAUUUUUAUUAUUGUAAUAGUUUAACCCUUAAAUACACAUUUUGUCCAGGGGCAGGAUUGUAGAAACUAACCGUGUCUGUUUCUGUCAUACGUUUUCUCUUUAGUUACCAUUUUAGAUAGGUGUACCCCAAAAACAGUGUAUUACUCAUAAAUCAUUAACACAUGUAAGUGUAGGAAAUGGUCUUAAAAGAUAGUACAUUCAUUUAUCAAAUAUUUAUUGAAUGCCCUCUCUAUGCUGGGCACUGUGCUAAAUGAUAUAAAAACUUACUAGGAGCCUUUUUACUUUUAAGGCCAUUGCAUUCUGACUGGUUUGUGCUGGUUUAACAACAGCUGAGAAGGUUUGACAAGAUGGAGACCAAAAUAAUAACUGCUAAUGAUGGAUAGCAUUGGUUGGAACCCUGUAACAUGAUCAUAAACAAUACAUACUUCAAGAAGGGCUGGUCCUGGAAGAAAUAGAAAUAUGACUGGGUAAAACCCCUCUACAUCUUUUUCUAUUGGAAAAAUGAAAACUGACGUUUUAUUUGUUCAGAUCUCCUAUAAUUACUUUUAACAGUGGAAAACAGAAGUCCUUCUUAUUUUAGGAACAGUGACAGUAGCAGUCUGGUAAGACUGUUUCUGUUUCUGGUGAACAUCAUAUAGGAUCCUAGUAUGUUAAUAUCUGCAAUGUUGGUGUCACUGGAAUUGUAAUGGCUAUUUUCCCAGCUAACUUGGUGAAGUAGGCUGAAAGCCUCUCAGAGAGUGCCAGACGUUCUGCAUGAUGUGCAAUAAACAUCCAAGAUCUUUUUUGAAAGUUUUAUUUAUAGUAUACAUUUUUGUAUGAGAGCGGUGGUUGGUACAGGGUGCAUAUUUUAGUCAAGGAUCAAAACUAAGUUUGUGUUAAUUUGCAGGGCUUUUUUUUUUUUUUUUUUUUUCCUUUCAAAUUUACAAUAAGGAUUCAUUUGGGGAAUUAUAUUUUAAAUUUUGAAAUCAAAUUGUUUCUUAUUUGGGAGGAUAAUGUACAUAUCUUGGUAUCUUGUUAAAUAAUAAAAUUGUUCUAAUUUGGUGCCA